Messenger RNA from Carya illinoinensis, 1274 nucleotides. RefSeq names its product 26S proteasome non-ATPase regulatory subunit 14 homolog. Gene Ontology annotation, molecular function: proteasome binding; protein binding; metallopeptidase activity. The record is from RefSeq and is a predicted model, not a curated record. Bases 87 to 1025 code for a protein of 312 amino acids. NCBI's taxonomy places the organism in Eukaryota, Viridiplantae, Streptophyta, Magnoliopsida, Fagales, Juglandaceae. The transcript has 6 exons. Gene Ontology annotation, cellular component: proteasome regulatory particle, lid subcomplex. Gene Ontology annotation, biological process: protein deubiquitination; proteasome-mediated ubiquitin-dependent protein catabolic process.
UUCCUGCACUUCAGUUCGCUGUGUCCGGAAAAAUUUUCCCGAAGCAAGCUGAAUUCUUGCUCAGAAAGAAACCGGAAAGAUCAGAUAUGUCCGGCAUGGAGAGGUUGCAGCGAAUGUUCGCCGGUGCAGGCGGUGCUUUGGGGCAUCCGCCGCCGGACUCUCCCACCCUCGAUUCGUCCGAGCAGGUCUAUAUCUCUUCCCUCGCGCUCCUAAAAAUGCUCAAGCACGGAAGAGCUGGUGUUCCCAUGGAGGUGAUGGGUUUGAUGCUGGGAGAGUUUGUGGAUGAGUACACUGUUCGUGUUGUGGAUGUCUUUGCAAUGCCACAGAGCGGUACUGGGGUUAGCGUUGAGGCCGUUGAUCACGUCUUCCAGACUAACAUGCUCGAUAUGCUUAAACAGACCGGACGGCCCGAGAUGGUUGUUGGGUGGUACCAUUCACAUCCUGGAUUUGGAUGUUGGCUCUCUGGAGUCGACAUUAAUACACAGCAGAGUUUUGAAGCUUUAAAUCAACGAGCUGUGGCUGUGGUUGUGGAUCCAAUUCAGAGUGUGAAAGGGAAAGUAGUGAUUGAUGCAUUUCGUCUGAUUAACCCACAAACUAUGAUGCUUGGCCAAGAGCCACGACAGACAACGUCCAACCUUGGGCAUCUUAAUAAACCAUCCAUCCAAGCAUUGAUCCAUGGGUUGAAUCGGCAUUAUUACUCAAUAGCAAUUAAUUACAGGAAGAAUGAACUUGAGGAGAAGAUGUUGCUUAACCUUCACAAGAAGAAAUGGACUGAUGGCUUAACACUUAAGCGAUUUGACACCCAUUCUAAAACUAAUGAGCAGACUGUUCAGGAGAUGCUUAACUUAGCUAUUAAAUACAACAAGGCAGUGCAGGAGGAAGAUGAGCUGCCACCCGAAAAGCUUGCAAUAGCAAAUGUGGGAAGGCAGGAUGCAAAGAAGCACCUUGAAGAACAUGUCUCAAACUUGAUGUCGUCAAAUAUAAUUCAAACUCUGGGAACUAUGCUUGAUACAGUUGUGUUCUAGAGUCCAGUGUUUCAAAUCCAAGCCUUCAUUAUCAUCUAGGAGGCGUUCUUUCUUGAAAUGGGUACGUUCUUUCUUGAACUUUUUGGCAAUCAGUUGUGUCAUUGCUAGAAGGAUCUGUACUGCUUAGUAGAACUGAAAGGGCAACAAAGUGAUUUGCGCUUGUUUUAGCACUACAUGAUUUAUGAUUUUCUGGCAUCUCUGUUACUCUGUAUCAGUUGUACUUUAAACAUAUUUGAUCAGAUUUCUUAA